AUGCGUGAUCCUGACUACGUCAGGUUGGAUCCUCCAUUGAUCCCGGGGCUCCGCCGGAAGCAAAGACCGGAUAACUGGCCAGAAAAGACAGACAUUGUCUGGAAGAAAUUCGUUGCCCCACAGGAUGUUCUUGACAAAUCAAGUCCCGUCACAGCCUCAAAAGCUGGCAUUCUAAAUCUUCCUACGGAACUCGUACUACAAAUCUUCUCCCACACGAGCCAAGAGAGCGGCAUCUGCCUGGCUCUCACCUGCAAGAGCCUUCUCGUGGCUUCAACACUCGCCAAUCUCCAGCGGCCAACUUUGCCUCCGGAGAACCGAAUUCCCUUUUCGGAUUACGAGGGUGCAAUUCUCCAUCCCGGUCAUCGUCAUCCGGAGCAUCUCUCACGAAGAGCAGUGAUCACGUUUGCCUUCCUCGUCCACCCCCUUGAUGACAGACUGAGACGGUCACAAUCGAUUAAAUUCUGCCAAGAUUGCCUUCGCUAUCGGCCGACGGAACCUAGCUGGUGGGCAGGCAAGGGCGCACCAUGCCCCGGAAAGGUAGCAAUCGGAAGACACUGGGCGCUCGUUGUCGAGCAUUGGCAAUAUGGGCUGAUGCUUCAAUGCCCGGAGUGUUGGUAUUCCGAUCACAAGACAGGUUGUGAAGGAUGCCGGAAGAGAAAAGAUGGAGCAGUCAGAAAUGCUCCAGUAGAGAAUUUGGUGCACGGACAAGGGUCAUUGAGAUCUGAGCACAUACUCGCACGCAUAUAUCACAAAUUUACGAGAGCCAGUACAUAGAACGACCCAUGUAGCUUUUAAUCUGU
This is a messenger RNA of Trichoderma harzianum CBS 226.95, 800 nucleotides long. RefSeq lists its product as hypothetical. NCBI's taxonomy places the organism in Eukaryota, Fungi, Ascomycota, Sordariomycetes, Hypocreales, Hypocreaceae. The coding region runs from base 1 to 774 and encodes 257 amino acids. Gene Ontology annotation, molecular function: protein binding. The record is from RefSeq and is a predicted model, not a curated record. The transcript has 2 exons.